Molecule: messenger RNA, 2928 nt
Organism: Effrenium voratum
Lineage: Eukaryota; Dinophyceae; Suessiales; Symbiodiniaceae
Source: the annotation of a GenBank genome assembly
AUGGCCUUGGCAUUUGAAGCUGAGACGCACAGACCGGCGUCAGGCCCUGGCCGGCGAUGCCCAUUCGGCGUGGCCUCCGGGGUGAAGACAUCCUUCACGGUGACCCUCGAGAAGAAUGAGACCUUGCUGGGAUCCAUGCAAGACGAGCUCCAGGAAGGUGUGGACCUCAAGGAGGACGCACAGGUGGCGGAGAAGGAGGCGGAGCUCAAGGAGCUCAAGGAGGAGCCGCAGCACCCGGACCGCCACGAGUUCGUGGUGCCCAUGCCCAAAGCCAAGGAAGACGCCGGAGAAGAGGAUCGGGCGGAGGAGCCGGAUGAGGCGGCGGCGGGCGGAGCGCCUGCCGGCGAGCCCGGAGCGCCGCCUGGGGACGACUUCGAGGCGGGCUACGAGGAAGGCUACGACGAGGGCUACGAUGAGGGCUACAGCGAGGAGGGUGUGCCGCUGAUGGACAAAGACCUGAAGCUGGCGGAUAUCCGCUUCGACAGCAAGGUGGAUCCUCAACUGAACCGCAUCGCGGAUCAGGUGAACAGCAAGAUCGACAUGGUGGAGGAUCGAUUGCUUGGCAACCGCCUGCAGAAUGUCGUGGUGCCCUUACCCGCGACGGAGGCCUCCAGAGAUGCCAGCUCGGUGCAUGUCUUCCUGGGGAAUCAAUCCGCCACGAACCCCGAUGUUGGCACCCCACUGGAUGAGGUAAACCAACUGCUGCAGAAGGCAAACACCGUUGAGAAGAGUCUGGUCACCUCCAACCUGCAGCUCAAGCUCUCGGCCGCACCUUUGCUCCUCCCGCGGUGGUCUGUCAAGGCGAAGGUCUUGGCGCUCAAGUUCCUGGUCAGCUUUGCAAUCUUCAACUCCGUGUAUCACUUGAUGCACGAGGAUCUGCAGAUCAUCAUGCUCGGCCAGCAGAGCGUCACGGAGAUGCAAUACUCCUGGGCGAGCACUGACUGGGGCCAGGACGUUUUGGAGUGGGCCCUUUUGUGGUUCACCACGUUCUUUCUCUUCUGCGCCGACACCGGGAUGUGGUUUACAGUCGGCUGCACCUUCCUCGGAGUGGGCACUGCCUUUGUCCAGCGCUCGUGCGAGGUCUUUACCUUCUGCUUCGAGGACGCAGUCGCCAAGAUCCCAGAGCGUAUGUCCGAGAAGGUCUUUUCUUUUGUGAAGAGCGCGGUGGAAGGCCGAGAGAUGGCUCGGGAGUUCCCCAUGAUCUGGGAUCGCGUCUUGGAGUACAUGAGGUACGAGGACAAGGUCGGCUUUCAAUUUAUGUCCGACCAGUCCUUCCAAACGAGCCACGGGCACGUGGGCGUGGACUGGCAGAGCUUGACUCGGCCCAUUCGUGCCCCGCUGAGGUCCGAUGGUGCCGAAGGCUCGCAGAGGAGGAUUGCCGUGCCGAACAUGUUUCAGGAGCAUGGCGUGGUUCAGAGGGCCUUCCUCCACUACGGCUGCUGUAUCCGGGACCCCAACUGGCCUGAGAACCCGGAGGUGCAAUGGCGGCUGCUGGCGCUCUCCCGCGGCCUGGGCCUGCCGAUCCCGAAGCCCUUCCGCGCGCCUUUCAUGCCGGGCAUCACGGUGCUUAUCCCCCACUAUGGUGAGACCAUCAUCGAGAAGAAGGAGUCCCUGUACGGAGGGCGGGACGAUGACAUUGUGCCGCUCAUGGACUGGUUGAAGGCUCGAUACGAGGACGAGUGGCACCAUUUCGACGCGCGGAUGCAGGCCAAAAACUUGGGGGGCCUCCGGGCCGGCACCAACUGGGACGAGUACACCGACGAGCAGUGGGCUAAGAUCUGCGGGUGGUCCUCCAUGCGCUUGCAAACGCUCUUCCGCACAGUGGCCGGCAUGAUGCUUUACCAUCCCGCUCUGAUGUGCCACAACGAGGUGCAGGGCGUGGGCAGGAUCCGGGGCGAGCGCAAGCCGGCGCUCGCCGAGGUGUGGACCCCCAACGACUGCUUCAAUUGCAUCAUCUCCAUGCAGCAGUACGGCAUCCCUGGGGCGAUCAGCUACAGCGACACCAACAAAAUGUUCGCCAAGUUCCCCAGCAGUCUGAAGGUGGCCUUCAUAGACUUCAAGGAGAAGAAUGUACACGCGGAGGUGGAUGGCGUGCACGCCCGCCAGAAGCGGCGAUACUUCAGCUGUUUGGUGGACGCCUCAUCUCCCGAGCAGAGCCCCGGGAGUGGGAGCGGGGGCCGGCGGGAAGCGCGCUUCAGCGUGGAGCUGCCGGGCUAUCCCAUCCUGGGGGAUGGGAAAAGCGACAAUCAGAACCACGCGAUCAUCUUCUUGCGGGGGAUCUUCAGCCAGUGCAUCGAUGCCAACCAGGGGGGCUACUUCGAGCAGAUGCUGUUGCUGCCCUGUGUGCUCGGGGAGUUCCGCACGCUGGAGCGGGGGGACCGGGAGGCCAAGCAGAUCAUCGGUUUGCCGGAGCACAUCACCAGCGACAUCGGCUCCAUCGGGGACUUCGCCGCAGGCUCCGAGGUGGCCUUCGGCACCCUGCUGCAGCGGACCUACUCGGUGCUCGGGGCGCGGAUGCACUACGGGCACCCGGACAUCAUGAACAAGCAGUACAUGAUGCAGCAGGGAGGCGUCUCGAAGGCGACGAAGACCAUCAACCUCUCGGAGGACAUCUUCGCGGGCAUGGAUUUUACCUUGCGGGGCCAGGGCCGAAGCAUCAAGCACUGCGAAUACUUCCACGUAGCGAAGGGCCGCGACCUGGGCUUCAACACGGUCCUGGGCUUCUUCUCGAAGCUCUCCAGCGGCGCCGGGGAGCAGAUCCUCACCCGGCCCUUGGGCCGCGAGGGACAUGUCGGACGGCAGAUGUUCCGAUUGCACCAGCUGCUACACUUGCCAGAGGCGUUCACCUUCUACUACGCUCACGCCUUGAGCUCGGUGAGACGAACCAAUCCUCGGCAGCAGCAAAACACAGGCCAAUUGAAUCUAUAG